CAACGGGCACUGCUGUAAUCUACCUAGCCUAAGGUAGCCAAACCUAGCACGAUACGCUAUGUAGUGUGUUUCUAUUUUGUUGCCCCCAUGCUAAGGGUGUGCUUGAUCGUCAUGAUACGACAACACAAACGAACGAACAGGCGUCAGUCAGAGUCAGCCGCUUCCACCGUCCACCGAGGAUCCCUAUCUGCGAUGUGCUUAGUUACCCUUGGCUUCGUUCUAUAGUUGACUCAGUUUCUAUAUAACUGUCCAUGUCCUCCUGCUCUGAAUUAGAAUUCUCAUCACCAUCAACAACCAGUUUCAUCUACACUCUACAACUACACUACAACUCAACAUUUACAUACAACAACUCAACUCUUUCAACUCAACUCAACUCAACUCAACUUCCAUCUUCACUCAAAAGUCAUACUUAACUCAACUCAACUCUACAACAUUUACAAUGGCUGCUUUCACUCUCACAUUUGCUCCCACCACUCGAUCCUUCGGCCGAUCUGGCUACAACAAGGACGGUGACGACUCUGACUCCAAGCCCACAAACAACCGUGGUCGAUCUGGCUACAACGAGCCUGAGGAAGGAGACUCUGGUCGCUCUGGCUAUAACGGCCCUGAAGACGAUGAUUCCUCCAAGGGCAACAAGGGUCGCUCUGGCUACAAUGGUCCCAGCGACAAUGACGAGGAGUAAACUCCUUUGUUACUCUUGAGUCACUUCCCAAAAGCAUACACAGCGACAGCGCAAGCAUGGAACGGAGUUUUCUGUUUAGACACUAGUUUCAACAACAUCUGCAUGGAACGGAGUUUUGUUUUGUUCUCAUCAUCAGCAUUGGUAUUCGGAGGAACAUGUUGCAGACACGGCAUCGCAUAUCAGGAGUUGGAAAAGACGGAAGCAUAGCAUCACACAGCGUUGGCAUGGCAUGGCAUGGCAUAGGAGCGAGCAUACAGCAUGAUAUAUUUCCUUUUGCUUUAUUUUUCUUGUCACUUCAUCUCAAAUUUAUUUUCGCUUUCUCUUUCCAUAACCGACUAGACCAGGCCCAGGUGGCCCAACAUUGAGUCUUUCAAUUGUUCAGACCAGCUGCUCUCUAUAGAAUAUUCCUCGAUGGAAAAUAUAUUUCAACUCUCCCACCAAUCUCUCAUCGCUAUAGU
This is a messenger RNA of Fusarium odoratissimum NRRL 54006, 1140 nucleotides long. RefSeq lists its product as uncharacterized. The transcript has a single exon. The record is from RefSeq and is a predicted model, not a curated record. NCBI's taxonomy places the organism in Eukaryota, Fungi, Ascomycota, Sordariomycetes, Hypocreales, Nectriaceae. Bases 440 to 682 code for a protein of 80 amino acids.